AUGGCGCAAUACCAAAAUGGCGGUGCUGAGAUGAUGGCCGGACUCCCCAUGCACGCCCAGGGCCAGGAGUUUAAUGGGCUGUCCAUGGACGAUGGCAUGCAGUCGAUGGAUCUGGAUAUGGGGUCUCUGGACGGAGCCGAGGGCGGUCAGAACAGCGGCUUCUCCUUCGCGGAUCCACAGAUGCAGGCGGCCAGUGUACCAGCCAGCAGCACCAUGGGCGACAUGCAAAUGACAGGCGCAGGCGCUGGGCCUCUACCGACCGGCUUCGGCGCCCCCAACAUGAACCCCUCUGGCAGCACACUGACCGAGUUCACCAAGCGGCGGAACUGGUCGCAGCGCGUGCUCGAGGAGCUGCGCGACCUGCUGCACAUACUGACUCCCGACGGCAGGAUCCUCUACGUCUCGCCCUCGUGCAAAGCCCUCACGGGCUGGGAGCCCUCGCACGUCAUGGGCCGCUUCAUCAACGAGUUCAUCCACCCCGACGACAUUGGCAUCUUCGUCAAGGAGUUCAACGAGUCCAUCGCCUCGGGCAACCCGCUGCGCUUCUUCUAUCGCUUCCGCAAGACGGAUGACUCGUGGGCCAUCUUCGAGUCCCACGGCCAUCCGCACCUCAGCAGCGACCAGAACACGUUCGCGCCGCCCAACACCAUCAACUGCCGCGGCUUCUUCAUGAUGGCCCGCCCCUACCCGACCAAGAACGCCGCCCUCCUCGACUCCUUCCUCGAGCACAAGAUCGAGAACGAGCGCCUGAUGAAGCGCAUUGCCGAGCUUAAGCGAGAGGAGCAGGACGAGCAGGACGACUGGGCCAAGAAGAUCGAGGGCACUGCUACCUCCGUCACGCCUUCAGAAUCACACGUCACGCAGAACAUGAGCCAGGCCGAUGCCGCUUCCUAUGCCCAAAUGCCUCCGCCAGCCAAGCCCGUCAUCUCAAACACCGCCCUGACCCGCCAGAACCUCGACGAAGCCCUCGCCGCAAGCAAACCGGACAGUAUCAACGACAAGAUGAUGCGGUACGAGGGCGCAAACCAUCUCGAGACAAUCGAAAUGUUGACCGGUCUUCGGUACAGGGACGGCGAGCGCUCGCAGGGUAUCAGCACCGGCGAUGCAAGCCCGAACCUUAUUCGCGGCGACGCUGGCAUACAGAUAUCGCUAGACCGCGAUGGCAGAAAUUCUUCUGACAAGAAAAAGAAACUCAAAAUUGCUGAUGAAUAUGUAUGCACAGACUGCGGCACCUUGGACUCGCCUGAAUGGCGCAAGGGUCCAAAUGGGCCCAAGACGCUAUGCAAUGCGUGCGGACUGCGCUGGGCAAAGAAAGAAAAGAAAAAACAACAAGGUCCUACCAGCAUGCCGAGUGGAAGUGGCAUGAUGCAUACACCAUCAAUGCCAAUGCAUAGCAGUACGGGCAGUAGCUAG
Molecule: messenger RNA, 1413 nt
Organism: Alternaria arborescens
Lineage: Eukaryota; Fungi; Ascomycota; Dothideomycetes; Pleosporales; Pleosporaceae
Product: Cutinase palindrome-binding protein
Exons: 3
Coding region: 1-1413 (470 amino acids)
Biological process (GO): regulation of DNA-templated transcription
Molecular function (GO): protein binding; zinc ion binding; sequence-specific DNA binding
Source: RefSeq, a predicted model, not a curated record